This is a messenger RNA of Trachemys scripta elegans, 2009 nucleotides long. RefSeq names its product COMM domain containing 7 (gene COMMD7). Gene Ontology annotation, molecular function: NF-kappaB binding. The record is from RefSeq and is a predicted model, not a curated record. NCBI's taxonomy places the organism in Eukaryota, Metazoa, Chordata, Testudines, Emydidae. Gene Ontology annotation, biological process: negative regulation of DNA-templated transcription; tumor necrosis factor-mediated signaling pathway.
CAAUUCUCGGCACUGACUGAUGUAGUCUUCCGCUUUUUAACAGAGCCCAAGGAGGUAGAAAGGUUUCUGACUCAGCUCUCUGAAUUUGCCACCAUGAAUGAAAUCAGCCUGGGUCCUCUGAAAAAUAUUAUCAAAAGUAUCCUCCUGAUACCUAACGGGGCCCUGAAGAGGAAUCUGUCAUCUGAACAAGUCAGAGCAGAUUUCAUUGCUCUGGGACUCAGUGAAGAGAAAGCCAGUUAUUUUGCAGAGCAGUGGAAGCUGAAUUCCCCUACCCUGACACGCCUGGCUGUUGGACAGACGCUGAUGAUUAACCAGCUUAUAGAUAUGGAGUGGAAAUUUGGAGUGACCGCAGGGAGCAGUGAACUGGAAAAAGUUGGAAGUAUCUUCUUACAGUUGAAAUUGGUGGUUAAAAAAGGAAGCCAAAUGGAUCACGUGUAUGUAGAGUUAACAUUGCCGCAGUUCUACAGUUUUCUGCAUGAGAUGGAACGAGUCAAAACCAGUCUGGAAUGUUUCAGCUGAAACCCUUAGGGACUGCAUUUAUACCAUAGAGGGGUAAUUUCUCCUUGUGGGCCAACAGGUCUGAUCUUAACUCUGCAGAUUUGUAACAUAUUAGAUGAAGAUUGCACUGUUUAAUAAACAACACUGUCAAAUAGUUCUGGACCCAGAAUGGAAAUGGUCUUUAAAACUGUUAUAUUUCUGUCCUUCAGAGUCUGAAACUUUUACAAAUAUUUAGUAUCUACAAACAUAAGUACUCAUAUUGCUUUUCUGUAGUAACCAUUAGAAGAAAAUAUUGUCAGAGCUAUGUAGACAUUUAUAGUGGUAUGCAAGCUAGGAAUCCAUGUUAGUGUCCUGCUUCCUUUUGUAUUGGACUUGCAUGAGAGGGAUAAAGCAAACUUGUGAGUGAAGAGCAUGAAAAGAAAAGAGAGAAUCCUAACUAGAUGAAUUAGUUAGCAGUGGUCCACAUCAAAGCUCUCAUUUUCGUGUUAAGAACUGGACUGAUAAUGUACUGCCCCAUAAUGGAAAUUAUUAUUAAAUAGUAAACAUGGGAGAACACUGGGCUUUUAUUUAAAAAAAAAUCACCCUGAUAAUCCCCCUGUUUUCUGAACAAACAUACGCUUCUAGUGAGGAGCUCCUAAAGACAGGCCUGUGUGAAGGAAGUAGGAGACUUAUUAGUACAUUUGUCUCUCUUGUUAGUCUCUUGGGAAGAUUAACUCACUUGGAAUGUUUGAGACACCUCUAAGCCAAGCAGAGGGCUUGUACUGCCUACCACUGCAUUCACUUAGGUCUGUUUUGUGGCUGACUAGAUUUCAUUCUCCGGGGUUGUCACCUUAGCACCUUUUAUCAGCCUAAAUUCACUUUAAGCACACCUCUUGGGACAGGCCUUCUGAAAGGUGAUCCCGCUUGCAAAGUAUUCUCUUUCCAACACUAAGUGUUCCUGAGGAAGUGAGAUCUUCACAUGCAACUCCAGUCACAGCAUGUAUGAUGGAAAGAACCAAUACACUGUGAUGUGUAGGAAUAAGAGCUUGAACUAGCACGCAGCCAACACCUAAAAUAACUCAGAGUCCUGCAAUAAGCAGAGAGUCCUUCCUGCCUAGUUUCAAUGAAUGAUCAAACAUGAGACCUUCCUUUCUUAAAUCACUUCUCUUCCAGUUACAACAUUCCCUUCCCAUAAAACCAUGCACAGUGAGAUUAUAAAUAAAUACCAGAACUUUGACAGAUUGCCCUCUGAGUGCAGUAUUACAUGCUCAUUUUAAUCCGUUAUAGGAAAAUACAAACAAUUCCAUAUGAUCUUUUAUAAGUGGGACCAAGUGACAAAUGAGAACGGUGUCUUGUGUUUGGAGAGUCUAAUGGGGGGGAAUCCUACUUGAAAUGUCCCGGGUUGACUCAUGGCCAAUAUUUGCAUUUUUCUUUCCCUCUGUCAUACUCCAUUCAUAAGGGAGUCCUGCUUUGUCACAUGACAAUUGUAAACUGGAAAUAAAACCCUUAGAAAUAAAAUCCCUCCAGUAAAA